Messenger RNA from Lodderomyces margitis, 2205 nucleotides. RefSeq names its product bifunctional glycerol-3-phosphate/glycerone-phosphate O-acyltransferase (gene SCT2). Gene Ontology annotation, molecular function: glycerol-3-phosphate O-acyltransferase activity; glycerone-phosphate O-acyltransferase activity. Gene Ontology annotation, cellular component: endoplasmic reticulum membrane. The coding region runs from base 1 to 2205 and encodes 734 amino acids. The record is from RefSeq and is a predicted model, not a curated record. The transcript has a single exon. NCBI's taxonomy places the organism in Eukaryota, Fungi, Ascomycota, Pichiomycetes, Serinales, Debaryomycetaceae. Gene Ontology annotation, biological process: phospholipid biosynthetic process.
AUGGGUGAAAAAAGUCAAACUCAUGAUGGUAGGUCAGGGGAAGUCCAUUCUUUACCCCACAAAGCCAAAUCAAGGCCUAUUACCUACUAUAUCGUCCUCAUUCUUAGAUUGCUAUCAUACGACCUUGUUCUAUGGUUCUUCAACUUGGUCAUACACACAUUCUUCCGUGAUGUACAAUCACGAGGAAGUUUCAAUAUUCCCAGAAGAGGUCCAGUAAUUUUUGUCAUUGCUCCACAUCAUAACCAAUUUGUUGACGGAAUUGUGGUGAUGGCUAAAGUCAAGGAACACCUGGGUCGUCGUAUUGCCUUUUUGAUUGCUCAGAAAUCAUACGACAGGAGAAUAAUUGGGGAUGCAGCUAAAUUGUGCAGUGCAAUUCCGGUAGAGAGAGCACAGGAUUUGUUAAAGAAGGGUACUGGUAAAAUAUUCGUUGACAAAGAAGAUAACCGAGUUAUUAGAGGAUCAGGAACCAAGUUCACAACGGAGUGCCAAGUAAAAGGCUUGAUAGGAUUGCCAAACUCCUUAGGUAAUGGGGCAAUCCAGGAAAUCUUUGAUGAUGAACAGCUUUUAUUGAAGAAGCCAUUCACAUCACCCAGAGAAGAAAUUCAGGAGAGAAUUGACGACAAAUUGCAAAAUGGGACCGAGUUUAAAAUUGCCCCUCAUAUCGAUAACCACGUUGUUUUUCAAAACGUUUUCACUCACUUGAAUGACGGCAAGGUGUUGGGUAUUUUCCCUGAAGGUGGGUCUCAUGAUCGUCCUGAUUUAUUACCAUUAAAACCAGGAGUGGCCAUAAUGGCAUUGGGCGCGAUUGCAAAACAGAUUGAAACGAUAAAGGAGGGGACAUCUGAGCAUGACGAGGUUGUACCAGUUAGUAUUGUCCCUGUUGGAUUAAAUUACUUUCAUCCGCACAAAUUUAGAUCAAGAGUUGUGAUUGAAUUUGGUAAGCCAAUAGUUGUCGAUGAAAAUAUGGCUAAGAAAUACGAGGCAAACUCUCGGGAGGCGGUGGACAAGCUAUUAAAGACAAUCACACUUGGUUUGAAAGAAGUGACAAUGACAUGUAAUGAUUAUGAAACAUUGAUGGUGUUGCAGGCAGCACGAAGGUUGUACACUUCUGGAAAUAGGGAUAAUAUACCCCUUCCCAUGGUGAUUGAGAUGAAUAGGAGAUUGAUAAAAGGGUAUGAUCAAUACAAAGAUCAGCCUGACGUCAAAGAGUUAAAAGAAUCGGUUUUGGAUUACAACAAAAAAUUGAGAGCAUUAAAUCUACACGAUCACCAAGUUGAGUCGUUGGAUCGCUCAAAUAGAGUGGCAAGUGUUUGGCGGUUCAUUACUAGGUUUUUCAAAUUUUCGUUAUUCAUGGGGCUAAGUCUACCAGGUAUUUUUCUCUUCAGCCCGGUGUUUAUUAUAUCACGAAGAAUCUCAAGAAAGAAAGCAAAGGAGGCCCUAGCCGCGUCAGUAGUUAAAAUCAAAGCAAAAGAUGUGCUAAGCACAUGGAAGAUACUAGUAGCCAUGGUCUUGGCACCAAUGUUGUACAUCUUUUGGUCCGUUAUUGGAACAAUUUUGAUUGUCAAGUCAAAAAUAUUGGGCAAUUACCAACCAUCAAUUUGGAUCAUUUUUAUCAUCUUUUACGGCUGGGCAGUAUUGACAACCUACGCCUCAUUGAGAAUGGGGGAAAUUGGAAUUGAUUACUACAAGUCACUUGCACCUCUAUUCCUCUCUAUGUUGAGUAUCAAUGAGGAUAGGUUUCAAAUUGAGAAAUUAAAACAAACAAGAGAGGAAUUGCGCCAGAGAGUUAAUGAGUUUUGCAAUAAAUUUGGACCAGGAAUGUUUGCUGAUUUUGAACAGUUUUACAAAAAAUACAACGGUGUCACUGAAGACGAAGAGUUUGAAAUUAUUAGUGUCCAAAGACAACAAGCAGAGAGUCAAUUUAACAAGUUACAAAGACAGACAAGUGCUUCGUCUUUGGAUUUCAAUUUACUGAACUUGUCGGAUAUUCCCAUUUUUGCUGCUGCCGACUUGGAGCAGGCCAAUGACGUUAAUCUUACAAAGGAGUCAGAAGAAUUUGACCAGGAGGAGGAGGACAAGCUGUGCGACAAUGGUGAAACCAAUGCUAAUACAAUUGAUGAAAUAAGUAGCGAAGCUGACUCUACUGAUGACGCAAAAGUGAGAUUGAGAAAAGCAAUGAGGGAAAAGUACUCAAAUCUAGAAUAA